UCCUCCACAUUCCGCGUCGGCGCCGUUCCGCCCUCCCGCUUGGAGAGGCCGACGCAACCCAUACUAAAGAUUCCCGAGGCUGCGACGAUGCUUGGGUCUAUAGAUUUCGGGGGCGCAGCAUCCCUCUCCACGGCCACUUGUACAUAUCUUUCCAGUCUGUAGAUUGAGGGCUGAACAUAAUAUUCUGGAAAUUUGUUUACCUGUACCAAGCUCUGCCCAGAAUGCCGUCGAUAUCCCUUACCCUUCGCACGGCGCGCACCUUUUCGCGAAGCACAACAAAAACGUACCUCAACCUCUCGCGCUCCUUCUCGUCGUCUCUCCGCCGCAAUGAGAUCAACAAGGUCUACCCAAGUGCCGCUGCGGCCAUCGAAGACAUGUCAUCCGACAGUACGCUUUUGUGCGGAGGCUUCGGUCUUUCAGGUGUUCCAGACACACUCAUUCACCAAGUAAAAAGCACACCAAAAAUCACAGGCCUAACCGCUGUAUCCAACAAUGCUGGCGUGGUUGGGGGAGGUCUAGGUUUGUUGCUGGAAAGCAAACAAGUCAAGAAGAUGAUUGCAAGCUACGUGGGCGAGAACAAGGUCCUCGAACAGAUGUAUCUGACUGGCGAGUUGGAGCUGGAACUCACACCCCAAGGCACACUAGCAGAGAGGUGUAGAGCCGGUGGCGCCGGCAUUCCAGCUUUCUACACACCCGCUGCUUUCGGCACCGUUGUGCAGACCGGCGAACUAGCACUCAAGCAUAACAAUGACGGCAGCGUAGCACAAUAUUCCACACCUCGCGACGUCAAAGUCUUCGCUGGCAAGAGCUAUGUAAUGGAGGAGAGUAUCAAGGGCGACUACGCCUUUAUCAAAGCAUACAAAGCCGACCGCCUGGGAAACGUCCAGUUCCGCUUCUCAGCCCAGAACUUCAAUGGUGCCAUGGCUCGCAACGCCAAAGUAACAAUCGUAGAAGCUGAGCACAUUGUCGAAGUCGGUGAUAUUCCACCAAACGCCGUCCAUGUCCCAGGCAUCUAUGUCGACCGCGUGAUCCAAUCGACGGCCGAAAAGAAGAUUGAAAAAGUCGUCAACGCAAAGGACCCUCAGGAAGCGGUUUCUGCCUUGGGCGCUGGCGACGCAGCCUCGAAACGCGAACGCAUCGUCCGUCGUGCAGCCAAGGAAUUCAAGAACGGCAUGUACGCCAACCUCGGAAUCGGCAUGCCUAUGCUCGCUCCUUCCUUCGUUGACCCCUCUGUCGAAGUCCAACUUCAAUCCGAAAACGGCAUCCUGGGUCUCGGUCCCUAUCCACAGAAGGGACUUGAAGAUCCUGAUCUCAUCAACGCGGGCAAAGAAACUGUCACACUUCUCCCUGGCGCAUCAUGCUUCGGCUCAGAAGAGAGUUUCGGCAUGAUUCGUGCUGGUAAAAUUAACCUGACAAUCCUCGGCGCUAUGCAAGUUUCUGCAAGAGGCGACCUGGCGAAUUGGAUGUUGCCGGGUAAGGUCAAGGGCUUUGGUGGUGCUAUGGAUUUAGUAUCGAAUCCGCAGGCCACCAAGGUUGUUGUUACCAUGGAACAUACGGACAAGAAGGGAAGGCCGAAGAUUCUUAAGCAGUGCGAGUUUCCGCUUACGGGCAAGGCAUGUGUAAGCCGGAUUAUCACGGAUUUGUGUGUGUUCGACGUCGACUUUACCGAGGGCUUGACCCUGGUUGAGCUUGCGGAUGGUGUUACCGUAGACGAAGUGCGGUCGAAGACUGGUGCAGACUUCAAGGAAGCAGCGGAGAUCAAGCCCAUGUUGUAGAGACUCUAGCUGAUUUACCACACUAGUCCUUAUGCUUGCUCAAAAUACCAAUAUGUUUCCCUGCACAUAUAAUGCAUGUCUAUAUCUAUAUCCCAGAGUCGCCGUGAGACGUCGACAACAAACAUGUCCUAAUGAAGAUGCGAAUACAACAAUCAAAACACACUAUCAAUCUACUCCAUCCUAGUCUUGAGGCUGCCACUUGCUCCGUCAGUCGCAGGAUCGUAGUCGCCGCCAGUCUUCAGACUACGACUCCUUGCAGGGACUACAGUAGGGUUGGCCUCCUUCAACGGAUCACCCUCAGCAGCCUCAACAUCACUAUCCUCGCC
Molecule: messenger RNA, 2101 nt
Organism: Alternaria alternata
Lineage: Eukaryota; Fungi; Ascomycota; Dothideomycetes; Pleosporales; Pleosporaceae
Product: 3-oxoacid CoA-transferase
Exons: 3
Coding region: 222-1775 (517 amino acids)
Biological process (GO): ketone body catabolic process
Molecular function (GO): succinyl-CoA:3-oxo-acid CoA-transferase activity
Source: RefSeq, a predicted model, not a curated record